This is a messenger RNA of Anolis sagrei ordinatus, 2197 nucleotides long. The record is from RefSeq and is a predicted model, not a curated record. NCBI's taxonomy places the organism in Eukaryota, Metazoa, Chordata, Lepidosauria, Squamata, Anolidae.
ACAAGCUUUCCAGAUAAGCUUCCAUACAUCUUAUUCAUAUCUUCUUCAAUUAUAUAGCUCUGAUUCUGAAUCUGAGGAAGAGCUUACAGAGGAGGAACUUGCUAAACUGAAAGAAGCACUGGAAGAGAAAAAGAAGCUAAUUGCCACACUGCGAAACAAAUCUUGGAAAAUGAAGAAGAAACUGGAAGUCUUGAAGGAAGCCCAGGAUUUUGUGGAAAAAUUUGAAGGGGCUCUUGGAAAAGGCAAAAACAAACAGUUCUAUGCUUUUAAAGUGAUGAUGUCAAAGAAAUGGAUAAAAUUUCAACGUGAUUUUGAGAAUUUUAAAACAGCCUGCAUACCCUGGGAAAUGAAAAUAAAAGAAAUUGAAAGUCACUUUGGCUCUUCAGUUGCAUCUUAUUUCAUUUUCUUGCGCUGGAUGUAUGGAAUAAAUAUUAUUCUGUUUGGGCUGACCUUUGGUCUUAUCAUGGUGCCUGAGGCUUUGAUGGCAAAGCCAUAUGGGAGCUUACCAAGAAAAACUGUGCCAAGAGCCGAAGAAGCAGGUGCUAUGAACUUUGCAACUUUGUGGGACUUUAGUGGUUUUGCACAAUAUUCCGUGCUCUUUUAUGGUUAUUACAAUAAUCAGAGAACAAUUGGCUGGCUGAAGUUUCGACUACCUCUGUCCUACUUUUUGGUUGGAGUUGGGUCCAUUGGUUAUAGCUUCAUGGUUGUCAUCCGCACAAUGGCAAAGAAUGCACAUGAUGAUGGUGGAGGCGAUGAUACCAGUUUUAACUUUAGCUGGAAAAUGUUCACAAGCUGGGAUUACUUAAUUGGCAAUCCUGAAACAGCGGACAACAAAUUUGCAUCAAUAACAACUAGCUUUAAGGAAGCAAUUGUCGAAGAACAAGAAAGCCGAAGAGAUGAGAACGUUCACUUGACCCGUUUCCUGAGAGUUCUUGCUAAUUUCUUCGCCUUAUGUACACUGGCUGGGAGUGGCUACCUCAUCUAUUUUGUUGUGAGGCGAUCCCAAAAAUUUGCUUUGGAAGGCCUUGAAAAUUAUGGCUGGUGGGAGAGAAAUGAAGUGAACAUGGUCAUGUCCCUCCUGGGAAUGUUCUGCCCAACUUUAUUUGAUGUCAUUAGUGCCCUGGAAAACUAUCACCCUCGAAUAGCACUUCGUUGGCAACUGGGGCGCAUCUUUGCUCUCUUCCUGGGCAAUCUGUACACCUUCAUUAUUGCUCUCAUGGAUGAAAUAAAUCUUAAGCUGGAAGAAGAGAUGAUUGUAAAGCAGAACAUGACCAUUUGGUUAGCUAACCUGUACAAUGGGACACUGCCUGAAAACGUCACUGGUCCUCCCCCCGAUGUGGACCCUGCAGAUGUCCCUAGAGGCCCAUGUUGGGAAACCAUGGUUGGGCAGGAAUUUGUCCGGUUGACAGUCUCUGACACAGUGACAACCUACGUCACAAUUUUAAUUGGUGAUUUCCUAAAAGCUGUCUUUGUCAGGUUUUUCAAUUACUGCUGGUGCUGGGACUUGGAAUAUGGCUUCCCCUCAUACUCAGAAUUUGAUAUUAGUGGAAAUGUGCUGGGUCUGAUCUUCAAUCAAGGCAUGAUCUGGAUGGGUGCUUUUUAUGCACCUUGCCUCCCUGCGAUCAACGUCAUCCGUCUCCAUACUUCCAUGUAUCUGCAGUGCUGGGCUGUGAUGUGCUGUAAUGUCCCCCAUGCAAGAGUCUUCAAAGCAUCAAGAUCAAACAAUUUUUACAUGGCCAUGUUGCUAUUCAUUCUAUUCCUCUCCACACUACCAGUUGUCUACACUGUAGUCUCCAUUCCACCAUCUUUUGACUGUGGUCCAUUCAGCGGAAAAACUAGAAUGUUUGAAGUCAUCGGAGAAACCCUGGAGCACGAUUUUCCUUCUUGGUUUCGGAAAUUUUUUAAUCUUGCCUCAAAUCCUGGUGUGAUUUUACCCUUCAUACUGCUGAUGGUCUUGAGUAUCUACUAUCUCAAUGCUACCUCAAAAGGGUACAAGGCUAUGAACCUGGAGCUGAAGAAGAAACUACAAAGUCAAGCUGACGAAAACAAAAGGAAGAACAAAGAGAGAGCUCUGAAAGCACGAGAAGCUCUUGAACAGGCAACCCAAGGCAACCCAAAAGGGACUAAGAUCAACGAAAGAGGCCCUACUCUUGAUCCCACCACCCUUGUAAGAGCAGCUGAUGGGGAUGAGAGAUAG